GAUUCUGAGGUUAAGUUACUGAACUAAUUAGAAAAUUUUCGAUUUCAUUAAAUUAUUAUUCUUUUAGUAUAAUACAUUAGUGAAUUACUGUGUCCUGUGUCCUAAAUUGCACAGUAUUGUUAUUUACCUAUUAGUUGGGAAACGACUAAAACCACCCGAAUUAAUCGCAAUACCGUACUUGAUAAAAUAUUAUUAAAUACAUUUUAAAUAUUUGAACUUAAUUUGUGUUACUAUUUUUUAUUUUCUGUGCCAUAGAAAAGUGUGUAGGUGCCUAUGUAAUACGUAUAAACAUGUUGCUACGCCCUAGUAGAGACCAUCGACUGUACUUAUUUAAUUAAAAACAUCUGUAAUGUCAGUUUGCAACAAAUAAAUGAUUAUGAGCUAAUUUCGACGUCACUAUAAAAAAAUGUCGUUUGAGACUGUAGUCGUGAAGCCAGAACCUCAUUAUGAGACGCUGGACGCGGAGGAUUCGCAUGACGGGUUUACAGAUGACGUGUGUGUGAAGGUGGAACCGUCAGCCGAGCUGCCUGACUGUGACAGCUCUAAUGAGGAAGCAGAGGCAGGAGGCCUGUACUCUGACCAUGAGAUUAAAGACGAGCUAGUGUUGGGACCGGAAGUGGUUCAGGAACCACGCCGCACUACAUCCUCUCACACAGCGAUUAUUAAAAAGGAAGAUCUGCUCGUGCCUCGCACCACGGCUUACACUAAAAAAGAAAUCGACUCACAACAGGAAAAAAGAAGCAUCCUUCAAGAAUCCGCAGAAACUCACAUAUAUGUGUGCGACAGUUGUGGCAAAACGUUUAAAAGGAAAAACAAAUUAAUACAACACAUCUAUAUACAUUUGCGGAGAAUUUCAAAACAAUUACCAAAACAGCUCAGAAAAAGGAAAAAAAUAUCUGCCUGUGAAACCUGCGGAAAGGAAUUCGCGAACAGGGAUUAUUUGAAACGUCAUAGAAAAAUACACACACGAGAAAAGGUGUACACGUGUGAAGUUUGCAACAAAGAGUUCUUUAGUGCGGGCAAUUUGAAUAAACAUAAAAUUACACACACAAAGACGAAGGCGUACGCAUGCGAUAUAUGCAAAAAGUCGUUCAGUUACAUAGACUCUUUAAAAACACAUAAACGUCUUCACGACGGGGUUAAACCUUAUAGUUGUGUUACAUGUGGAACGCGGUUCACGCAAUUAUGUCAUUUGAAUGUUCAUAAAAGGACCCAUACGGGUGAAAAACCCUUCUCCUGCGAGAUAUGUAAGAAGCAGUUUACUACAAAACCUAGUUUAAAGGAACAUGUGCGUGUCCACACUAAUGAGAAACCAUACACGUGUGAUAUUUGUAAGAAAAUGUUCAGUUACAAGACUAGUUUCAAACAUCAUAAAAUAACACAUAUGGAAGUAAAACCUUACUGCUGCGAAAUGUGUCAAGCGCAGUUUUCACAGUUGUUUAACUUGAAGAGACAUUUACUGAAACACCAUUCGCCUGGACCACAGAAUAAAUAAUAGUACUGCCGUACAGAAAGGAAACUUCCUACCGAAGUUUGACAGCGGUUCAGGGUCGAAUCAUGCUGUCCCUUUCUAAUAUAUGUCACUAUCCCUUUCGGCUAUUUCGGGUUGUCAAAAUUCAAGCCAUUAUCUUAUCUGUGGUCGUGCACGCAAAGGGACGUCAAGUUGUGCCAACCCUAAUAAUUGCUCGGAGCAAUGCUGAGCCGAGUUUGGCCGAAGUCAGGAGUUUCCUGUGGUGUGCGGCGAUGCUAGACUGCCCUUAUAUUAAUCACUGUGUGUGUGUGUGUGUGUGUGUGUGUGUGUGUGUGUGUGUGUGUGUGUG
Messenger RNA from Cydia fagiglandana, 1820 nucleotides. Its product is annotated as zinc finger protein 239-like. NCBI's taxonomy places the organism in Eukaryota, Metazoa, Arthropoda, Insecta, Lepidoptera, Tortricidae. The record is from RefSeq and is a predicted model, not a curated record. Gene Ontology annotation, molecular function: RNA polymerase II cis-regulatory region sequence-specific DNA binding; DNA-binding transcription factor activity, RNA polymerase II-specific. Bases 407 to 1495 code for a protein of 362 amino acids. Gene Ontology annotation, biological process: regulation of DNA-templated transcription. The transcript is spliced from 3 exons.